AUGAUCAACACCCAAAGAGUCAAAAACAGAAAGAAACACACAACUAGAUCGCAACUUGAGAAAAAUUCAUCAGGCUCUGGCUCUGAUACCCUUGAGGGUUAUAUGGAUCAUGAUACUACGAUCUUGUCCAGCGUUACUUCUAGUAAUUCCGGUAAGAAUUAUCAGAUCGGGGAUAGAGAGUUGAAAGCAUUGUUGGAAAGUUAA
Molecule: messenger RNA, 204 nt
Organism: Kwoniella botswanensis
Lineage: Eukaryota; Fungi; Basidiomycota; Tremellomycetes; Tremellales; Cryptococcaceae
Exons: 1
Coding region: 1-204 (67 amino acids)
Source: RefSeq, a predicted model, not a curated record